UGGGAUAGUGCGGGCAGGGGAUGGUUUGAAAAAAAAAAAAAAAAGGGUGGAGUGAAGGGGAAAAAGAGAGAGACAGAGAGGAAAGAAGAAAAAAAAAAACCAAACCUAAAAGAAAAAGAAAAAACAGCAGGAAGCGAAAUGAUCCACAGGUGACUCGAACAUCAUCAGCCACUCGAUCGCCAAGUCCCAAGCAGAGAGCUACCGUUCGCCGGAGCGCGCUCGCCCGCCUGUCUUUAAGUGUUGUCGUUUACAUUUGACAGUGAACAAGAAAUGUAUCGAACCGAAUCCAUCGAAUCACGAAGACCAACAUUGGAUUAAUAGCAAUUUUCUACCACUGAUCGUUUACUACCCACAAUCGAAUACUACGCGAACCUUAUUCUACUAGCAAACUAUUCUACAACAGAGAUUAGCACUCACUAUACACAACCUGUUCCAGAAUAUUGUGGAUUAAUCGAAGAAAAUCGAAAGAGAACAUUCCCAAAGAGAUCUCUCGUCAACAUGAUCUACCUGCAAAUCACGUUUUACGUGCUCGUCGUCGUGUCCAGCGUCCGUUCGAUGCCGGUGGCUGACGUGCAAGAAACGGCGCCGACGGAAUGGACUCACGACAUCACGACAGAAGAGGCAACGGCGACCACUUGGCUGGCGCCAGAAUCGCUUACAAAAGAGAUGCUGGACGCUGCUGAGGCUGUCGGCCCGGACGACAAAAGCCCUGCAACGACCCCGACCGAGGAGCCGUUCAACGCCGUCACCGACCGUGACGAGGCGACCGUUUGGUCGCCCUCGCAAACGGUCGAGAUCCGUCUUCAUCCUCAAACGUUGAGGACCGAAGAGGUGAAAGCUGGUGAAGAACAUGCUGUGGAAGAAACGAGAACGACGUCGACUACGGUGGCGACUUCUAGCGUCGCUCCAGCUCAAGAGGACGUCUUCGGCCAGCGGACGGCGAUGAAACCUCAGCAACAGCAGCACGGAAGCUUCAGCGGUCUAACGGGCCGUUUGAGAUCGAGGGACAGCGUCGGUGCAGCCUUGCGUCGGGCCGUUACGGGUUCUCCGGCCGUCCAAAAACUGCAGCAGAGUACGACGCGCAUGGCCAGUUUGCCCGUCUCUUCGGGGCGUGGCAAGGCCGGCGGCAUAACCGGACGUAAAAUUGUCGGUUUUGGCAGCUUGUCCAACUUGCCAAGCAUCCAACGCGUCCCUCCGAAAUCUUUCUUUAAGAACCGACCAACUGGACAUGGCCAUGGCGGUGACACACCUGCAGAUACCCAUAUGGAACCUUCACCUCAAUGGCUAUACGGAACUAGUAAAGACACGAGGAAAGCCGUCGAAUCCUUCCGGCUAUCCAAUAACGAGCGAUUGCUUGUUUUGGGACUGCGUGAUAAAGUGAUGACGACGACGACGACGACUGUCAGCAACCAGGAAGCAGAAAUCGUUACGUCUACGACUAGUAAACCGCAAGAAGAGGCUUCUACGACGACAUUGUUUACCACUACGACAACCGUUCAACCUCCCGUCGACGAACAGAUGCCCGUCACCGAUUCCACGGGGAUCGUGGAAUCGACUACGACGCGGCCGGCAGUUUUGGAAAUUGUGACACAAGAAUCGAAUGAUGUGCCACUGCAAACGAGCGAUGCAACUCCUCAAGCGAGUGACGCAAUUCCGGAAAUCAAUAACGAAACAUUGGAAAGAACGCGCGAUAAGGCAGAAGGUCAAGUGACGUCCACCGAACUCACUCCGCACGCGGAAACUGUCUCAACGUUGACAGCCAGCUCUACAGAAACGAAUCCUUUCACGUCGUCCAAGACGAAACUCGAACCAAUUGCGCCAAAUGAAAAAGUGGAGCCCAUCAAGAGCCUCGACAAUUCUCCGCUAGAUGGCCAAACAUCGUCUAAACAAGAAUUGGGAUCUUUAGCUGCGAGCGACGACUGUUUCGGCGCUGAUUGCAACGGCGACGAAGAGACGGGCUUGAACAUGGGCCAGUUGGAUCAUGGCGGAUUCGAUGAAGAGGCACAUCGAUAUCUGGUGGAAGAGAAAACGCACGAUGGUUACAUCAUCGGUGAGUUUGGAGUGGUCAGCCGGUCGAGCGACUUGAGGGCCGUUCGUUACACGGCUCACGGCUCCAUCGAUCCGCAACUGAUUCAGGAAAUGCUGCGGACCUUCUGGUUACUGAAAACGGGCGAGAAAAAGUAAAGAAAACAAAAAAAGACUAUCGUUAUUGUUUUGUUUUGUUUUUAUUGCGUUGUGUUUUUGUUUUUUUUGUGUCACUCGCUCUCACCAAUCAUUCGAUUCCUAUCUAUUUUUUGUUCCAAAGUGUUUUCUAAUUGUCGACAUCCGGCGGGAGACGGUACGACCCUUUAUUACUGGAACCAGUGCAAUCUCCGAUUUUAUUUUUUUUUCUUUUGUUUUUUUCUCUUGAUUUUUGCAUACACACACAGACGCAGAGUUCUGAGAAGAUGUCGGCAGGACGCUGAAAAAGAGUCUCCAUUUUUCCCAAUUUAUUUUUCAAAUUUGAUUUGUUACGUUGAUUGAUGGAUUCAGCGCGUCGGUAUUUUAUCGUAUUUUUUUAAAUUUGGUUUGUGUGUGUGCAUGUCGUGUAUGUACGUGGCCACGUUCAACAUCUGAUAUUUUCUUGGCUCUCUUCUUCACGCCCUUUUUUGCAAUUCUUGAACUUCUUAGAUGGAAUCUAAUUAGAUUGCAGCGUGCCAUAGUCUGUCGUGUAUUGUUUCUCUGGCGGAACGAAAGGAGAACAAUAAAUGGUCUUCCACUCUAA
Daphnia magna is the source of this 2764-nucleotide messenger RNA. RefSeq lists its product as uncharacterized. The transcript has 4 exons. The coding region runs from base 499 to 2184 and encodes 561 amino acids. The record is from RefSeq and is a predicted model, not a curated record. Lineage: Eukaryota; Metazoa; Arthropoda; Branchiopoda; Diplostraca; Daphniidae.